This is a messenger RNA of Austrofundulus limnaeus, 4664 nucleotides long. RefSeq names its product nuclear factor of activated T-cells, cytoplasmic 1. The record is from RefSeq and is a predicted model, not a curated record. NCBI's taxonomy places the organism in Eukaryota, Metazoa, Chordata, Actinopteri, Cyprinodontiformes, Rivulidae. Gene Ontology annotation, biological process: regulation of transcription by RNA polymerase II; cytokine production; calcineurin-NFAT signaling cascade. Gene Ontology annotation, molecular function: transcription factor binding; RNA polymerase II cis-regulatory region sequence-specific DNA binding; DNA-binding transcription factor activity, RNA polymerase II-specific. Gene Ontology annotation, cellular component: transcription regulator complex.
GCUUUAAAAGCACCGGAGCCGGCCUCUAAAACAAAGCGCGCUGCGUCAUCGACCCGGGGAGACUUUGAAAAAUACGUGGAGAAAAUAAAAAUAAAAACUCCGAAGCGAACCAAAUUCUCCUCACCAACCCGCUGCCUGCUGCCCGAUCCAUUUAUUUCAGUUUGACAUCGUCUGCUCUGAGAUAAGAGUCAGAUUUCUGUGCUUCACGGUGCAUCAGGUGAAGCAGUUUAAUACUUGAGAAUAACAUCAUCAGCGGAGCGGGCUUUGGAGAAAGUUGCGCAGCGCUUGUUGAAUGCAGGACACCUUCAGCCCGAGCGUCAGACCCAACUUCGGCUUUGGAGCGGGAGCCGGGAAGGCGCGGGGACUUCUCACUUCUCUCACCACCGAUAUGAAGUCUGCAGAGGAAGAUGCAUACAACUACACACCAAACGUCAGCCUGGCCCUUCCACUUGGUAUGGGAAACCCUUGUCUGCCCACUCAGUAUCACACCCUACAGUCCAGCCCUGUCAUCUCAGUUUCCUCUUGCCACCAGACAGGUUACGACCUUCAAAAUGAAAACCAUCCAGUGUCUGGUUAUUACUUGCCUCAAGGCUUGAGACCCAAUGGUGCUCCAGCCCUAGAAAGCCCUCGUAUAGAGAUCACUGCCUACAGCCAGUACCCAGAAAAUGAGGUAGAAGAGAGCAGAGGUGAGGAUCACAUCAUUAAGCGAGGUGUCAACUCCAUUGUCACAUUGACACUGCCUAAUGCUGAUGGGUACCGUGAUCCCAGUUCUCUAAGCCCUGCCAGUAGUGUGUCGUCACGCAGCUGUAACUCAGAUGCUUCAUCAUAUGAGUCUGGCUUCUACAACUAUGACAAUUCCCCACAGAACUCCCCUUGGCAGUCUCCCUGUGUUUCUCCUCGAGGUUCUUCCUCACUUCUGUCAUGUCCACAUGCAGCUGGCCCAGCAACAGGCUCCCCUCACCAUUCGCCCUCCACCUCCCCUCAAAUAGGAGCAAUGGCAGAGGAGGUCUGGCCAGCCCAACCUCGUGGCUCCAGGCCAAACUCCCCAUCUUGCAGUGGAAGUGGCGGAGGUAACACUGGUGGCAUAGGGAAGAGAAAGUAUAGCUUCAAUGGCUCCUCCUACCAUCAGACAUACUGCUCACCAAUUCAGUCACCCACUCCUUCACCACAUGGUUCCCCCAGGGUCAGCGUCACAGAUGAGAACUGGCUCGCCAACACCAACCAAUACACUAACUCUGCCAUUGUGGCUGCCAUCAAUGCUCUGACCACAGAUGGGGUGGUAGAUAUGGGGGAGGGAAUCCCAAUCAAGACACGGAAGACCAUGCUAGACCUUACCCCGUCCAUGAGCUUGAAAGUGGAACCUGGUUGUGAGGAGCUGGGUCCAGAUGGGGAGCUUUGCCAUGAGGACUAUCCCUCACAUCUGGGACUGAAGAAGGAGAACUAUGGUGGAGGGUUUCUGGAUGUGCCCCAGCAUCCAUUCUCCUGGCCAAAGCCCAAGACUUACCUGAGCUUUAUGGUUACAUGGAAAGCGAGCCACUCACCCUGCAGCUGUUCAUCGGGACCGCAGACGAUCGCCUCCUGCGACCACAUGCCUUCUACCAGGUCCACCGGAUCACUGGCAAAACCGUCUCUACUGCCAGCCACGAAGUCAUGCAAUCCAACACCAAAAUCCUGGAGAUCCCUCUGCUGCCUGAAAAUAACAUGAGGGCAAUAAUCGAUUGUGCAGGAAUCCUGAAGCUGCGCAAUUCAGACAUUGAGCUACGUAAAGGAGAAACAGACAUUGGACGGAAAAACACCCGUGUGAGGUUGGUGUUUCGUGUCCACAUCAACCAGCCCAAUGACAGGACGGUGUCCCUCCAGGUUGCUUCAAACCCCAUUGAAUGCUCUCAACGCUCAGCUCAAGAGCUUCCUUUGGUGGAGAAGCAGAGCAUGAACAGCUACCCUGCUACUGGAGGCAAAAUGAUGCUUUUGAGUGGUCUCAACUUCCUCCCUGAGUCCAAGGUGGUGUUUGUGGAAAAGGCUCAAGAUGGGCACCAUCUUUGGGAGACAGAAGCCAAAGUUGACAAGGAUUCCAUCAAAUCUAGUACUCUUGUUGUGGAGAUCCCACCCUACAGAAAUCAGAGAAUAUCCAGCUCCGUGCAGGUCAACUUUUACGUCUGCAAUGGCAAGAGGAAGAGAAGCCAAUAUCAACGCUUCACCUACCUGCCUCCAAACGUGCCGAUAAUAAAGACUGAACCCACUGAUGAAUAUGAUUCUCUUGGAACUGUUGGGCUGUCCAUUCAUUCAAAGCCCUUCUAUGGCCAGCCCAGGCUUGCUCCCAUCAUGCCUGUAACUGAACCUGACACCUGCCUGGUUGGUAGCUACCCUAGCUGCCCGCCUCGACAUGCUGUCAUGCCACCAUCAUCCCCCAGUUCCAGCCCUACCCUGCAUGAUCUGUCCCCUGUGGCAUACAGCAAGUGCCUCCCCAACAGCCCCACCCAUGCAGCACCGCCAGGCACUAUGGUUCCACCCAUUCAGGAGACCCCUUGUUGUCCCAGCCUUGCCCACCCAUCAUCUCCAGACCACAACUCUUCACUGGGGAUGCUCCACUCCCAGGGGAGCCCUAAUCAUCUCAACAGUCCUGGACCCCAAGGUUACCACCAUUCCAUCUACGCUAACAGCAGCUCUUCAUCUUCCCCGGUGUCCCAGCCUUCCACUCCUGGCGGGCCUGCAGAGAGUUCGUUUGUUCAAGCCUACAGCCCUAGUCAGUCAGCAAGUAACUCAGCCCCAGAUGGAGAGAGCGCCCCCAGUCUCCUACCUGAAGAUGCUGCUCCGCCAUCAAUGGCCAUCACCGUCAAGCAAGAACCCCAAGAACUGGAUCAGAUGUAUCUAGAUGAUGUGAACGAGAUCAUCAGGAACGAUCUCUCCACCAUUUCUGUGCACACGCAUGCAUAGAAAUCCAGAUAUCCUCUGCUACAGCGUGCACACACUCACACUCCAGCAGCAAGAUCAACCCAACAGAGGACAAGAAAAAAUAGCAUUGAGGUCCAGAAUAUGAGAAAGAAAAGCUUUGACCAGGAUCUCCUACUUAACCAUCAUUACCAUCCUCCCCUCUUUGCUCAAAAACUUGUUGCAGACCCAGUCUGACAACCACUGGCAAGCUCAAUUUGAAUAGACAUAUUACAUUUGAAAAAAGGGAAGUGAUAUCAGUGGCAAAGUAUGUGACUACACUUGCCUUAAUCCACAGCAGAUGGUUUAUUAUUAUUAUUAUUAUUAUUAUUAUUAUAUAUUUUUUGUGGACCAAGCAGCUGAAUAAGACUGAAUUACUCUCGUACCAAUGACAAUCUUUGUUUUAACUAUGACCACUAUGUAAGUGCAUGGACAAGCUAAUAGGACAGUAAGUGUUGGGCUUUAUCCCUUCAAUUCAUUGGUUUGUGCAGGUGGUCAGCAACAACCAAACUGGUGCCUUACAGCAGAGAUACUGACAGCACACAUGCAAAGUGGUUCAUCCAAACCCAAAGCAGAAGUUUUUAUAUGAUGUUUUUUGUAUAAUUUCGAUGAUUUGUUUACAGGGAAACUGAGUAAAAACGAUUGGAGAAUAUGUUAACUGUAUGUGAAUGCAUGACAAUUGUGUCCUUAUCUAAAUAUUAUUAUCUUUGCUCAUUCAUGUUAAUUUUCAUGGAUGAUAUAAUUUUGUAUAAACAUUUCUGGUAAAAUAUGUAUGCCUUAAGCUUGUAUCAUAAAAAUUUUCUAUGUACUUUAGACUUUUCCCUUUGUCUCUCCCCGCUGUAAUUUACCCUCUGUCCUGCCUUCUUUUCUUUUCACCUUAGUGCCUGUUUUUAAAUCACUUUUUUCUCUGUCUUCCUGUCAUCAAGUAAGAUCUUGUCACAGCAAUGCAAAGACAAUCAGAGAACAUUAAGUGCAAAUCUUAUGACAAAAGAUCCUAUUUAACAGGAGCUUUUAAAAGCAGGUGUUUUGUUUUUGACAUAGAUGAACAAAGGUAUGCCUACCUGCUGAUUUGAGAAUGCCGUUAGACAUUUCUUGCACUGCAGGUUUGCCUCAUAAAUAGGCAAAGGCAUUAUUGUACAGUAAAUGUGCUCAGUUUUACUCAUCAUCUUGGUGGUUUAAUGAGGAGUUGGCAAGACUGUUACAUCCUUACAGCUGGCAAUAAUUGAUCUUGUAGUGAACCAAAGAAUUUUAUCUUUGGCGAAAUUAUUGCCCAACUUUUCCUUCUUCUGUGUGAGACUCAGUGUAGCAUGGUUUCCCCGUUCAUUAAACAUUAUGCACUUUACAGCAGAUAAAAAAACAGACUCUUCUUGCCUCCUGACCAAAUAUUGUAGAAUGAUUUCCACUCUUGUGUCACAAACAUAUGUUUACUCUUCUCAUAUGAAGCUGCAACCUUUUUCUGUGAUUUGUCUUUUGGAGCAUGCACACCAUACUAAUGCUGGGAAUCAUUUAGCGGAUAUUAGCUUCUAGAAUAGCUUCUUAAUAUGUUUUUGACAUAAUCUAUAAUAGCAUGACUAAACUGUAUGAAUAAAAUUCCUAUUUUGUGCCUUACUUGCUUUCAAUCGUAAAAAAAUGAUGCAGCUGUGUAAUGCUUCUCUGUAUAGGCACAAAGUGAAUUGUUUCUUUCAAAUAUGACAUAUUUAUGACAAAUAAAAAUUGUUUAAAGUGGUUUCAAUUAA